CCAUCAUCAAUCCGAAAAAAACAGAGUUCCUCUGGAAUUCCGUAUAAACCCUAAUUUCUGCAGCCGAGGGCUGAGAUCACCGUACCCGAACAAGACGAAGAGGAGGAGGUAGAGGAAUCAACACCGCAUCAAGAGGGAUAAUUUUUUUUUGGUAUAAAGUCUUGCGUUGAAUAUGGGGAAGAAGAAGAAGAAAGUGUCGUCAAAGGUGUGGUGCUACUAUUGCGACCGAGAGUUCGACGACGAGAAGAUUCUUGUGCAGCACCAGAAGGCGAAGCACUUCAAGUGUCACGUCUGUCACAAGAAGCUCUCCACAGCUGGUGGUAUGGUCAUCCAUGUCCUCCAGGUGCACAAGGAGAACGUCACCAAGGUGCCAAAUGCAAAACAAGGCCGAGAAUCAACUGAUAUUGAAAUCUAUGGAAUGCAAGGAAUCCCUCCUGAUGUAUUGGCUGCUCACUAUGGAGAAGAAGAGGAAGAGACCCCAUCAAAAGCAGCCAAAGUGGAUGUUACAUCUACUCCGCUUGUUGGUGGUAUGGUACCACGACCUCUUGGUGUUGGAUAUCCUCCUCAAUCAAGUUUAGCUUCAGUCCCUCCCAUAUACAAUCCUGCUGUGCCAGUUCCACCAGCUGGUUGGCCAGUACCUCCUCGUCCUCAGCCGUGGUUUCCACAGCAUCCAGCAGUCUCAGUUCCUCCUGCACCUAUAGGAUAUGCACAGCAGCCGUUAUUUCCUGUUCAAAGUGUCAGGCCUCCUAUGCCAGUGUCAUCAACAACAUCCCCUGCACUGCAACCUUCACAAAUUGCUCCUCCUGGAUUGCCUGCAUCAACCCCUCCUGGUUCUGUACCUCAGCCUCUAUUCCCUGUUGUCAGUAACAAUGUACCAACCCAUAGCUUGCCAUUCUCUGCUCCGUUUCCAACAAGUAUUCCACCAAGCUCCUCUGCAGAAGUUAAAAGCACGAGUGAUGCACAGUCAGGUGUUAAUGCAGCUAUGACAAGUACCUAUCAAGCCGCAACCACUCCUGGUGGAGUAGUAGCUAAUUCACAUUCUUAUGCCUCUGGUCCAAAUACUGGUGGUCCAUCAAUUGGGCCACCUCCUGUAAUUGCAAACAAAGCUCCAACUACCCAGCCAGCAGUCAAUGAGGUCUAUUUAGUUUGGGAUGAUGAGGCAAUGUCCAUGGUUAGUUCCCCCACCCCCCACCCCUUAAAUUUUGGCAGUUGCAUUUGCUCCCCAGUUCUGACAAGGAAGAGAGAAGAAUGUGCUUUCCAAAGUAUCAGGUGCAUGAUGAAACUAGCCAGGUAAGUCAUAACUACCCC
Messenger RNA from Rubroshorea leprosula, 1308 nucleotides. The record is from the annotation of a GenBank genome assembly. NCBI's taxonomy places the organism in Eukaryota, Viridiplantae, Streptophyta, Magnoliopsida, Malvales, Dipterocarpaceae.